UGAAUUCAUAUAUACAUGUUGGUUUCUAUAAGGUACAUUAGUUUAGCGGUGUCUCCUCUUGAAAUUGAUAUUUGUUUAACUCACUGUCAAAGGAUUCUGUUACGAGUUGUUCCGAAGUAACAUAAGUGUUUUCUUACUUAGAUUUGGCUGUAGUGAACCAGCAACCUGAACGAAAAAUCAAGGCUGUGAAAAGUGUACUUCGCUAAAUCGCACCUUUUGAAAGAGUAAUUGACAACAACUGUCCAAAAGCUUGUCGCAGUUGAAAAGGAGCAUCUGGAUAAUUGUGAAAAAAAGAGUUUUGAGCCCUUGAAACAAAGAUCACUCGGGAGAUUCAUAAGAAGGUGAACGCACAAACAACAGACAUUGCAGGUAUAACCAUGGAAGGAACGGCAGCCAUGAAAAAUGAUUCUUUCUCAUGUUAUCAUUUCAUCACCAUCGACUUUACUUAUGCAGAUUUCUCGCUUGGCUGGUAUAUUCUCAGUUGUGUGCUGACUGUGUUAUUUGCCCUCACCGCCUCGUUCGCUAACAUAUUAGUUCUUAUUGCCAUCCUACGGACUCCUUCGCUUCAUUCUCCGUCUAACACGCUUUUAUUUGGUUUGGCGCUCGCUGAUCUGGGGGUCGGUUUGCUUGUUCAUCCUCUGUUCCUUAUGCUAAUACUUGGGAAAAUCACGAAGAACGAAGGCGUUUUCUGCGAAGCAGGAAUCGCGAUUGAAGUGAUUGCUAACGCUCUUUGUAUAAUUUCUCUUUUAACUGUAACUGCUGUCAGCCUUGAUAGAUAUUUGGCUCUUCGCCUUCAUCUCAGAUAUAAGGAACUCAUUACAAUCAAGCGUGCAAUCGUCGUUUUAAUAAUCAUCUGGAUUAUCGGGGCACACUCUGGUACACUGUGGCUCUACAAACCUAACCUAGUAAAAUGGAAUGUUAUCGUAAUAAUUCAACUUUGCCUUAUGGCUGCAAUAGUUUCUUAUUUUCAAAUUUAUCGCGCUGUCACGCGCGCUAUACACUCAGAAUUGACCAUAAAAUGUUCUGUAGAUCAAAACUGCGAGGCAAUGAACAUGGCGAGAUUCAAAUCGCACACUCUCAGCACCUUUUUGGUCUAUUGUUUGAUUAUGCUGUGUUAUUUGCCGUAUUUCUGCGUCGUGGUCGUUAUAACAGUGACGGGACCAUCAGUUCCAAAACGGUUUGCUUAUGAUAUGACUGCAGUGGGGGUUUUCAUAAACUCCUCACUCAACCCGCUAGUGUACUGUUGGCGUUUAGGAGAUGUUCGUAAUGCAGUCAGAAAAACUGCAAAACUGAUGGUCCCCGCCAAAUUUAGGGGAGAAGAAACAACGAUGGCACCUUAGAAUUGUACCCACAUGAGUGUAUUGUUAUUUAUUCAAGUUGCGCAAUGAGAGCGACCUAAGUCAGUUGGAAAGCAGAAAGUGAGAAGCACCAGGCUAUAAUUUUGUACUAUUUUGUGAAGAAGUUGCCAGAGCAAUAAAAAAAAAUUGACGUCGUUUCAGCGACAAGUUACCUGAGUUUCUCCUUAUGUCAUGGAAAACAAAAACCACAGCAGAAAAUGUGGUAAGUGGGAUGCACAAAAAUACGCUCGUGUUCCAAUUCAGAAUUAUCUCGAGUCGUUCAAGUUAUAGUUAUCAAUAUUAACACACACAGUGGACAUAUUUCGAUUACUUCAAGAUCAUGUUCCUGAUAUCUGUACACUCAUUUUUAUGCCAGAAGAAUGUUAGUUAACUGAACACAUUGUAGGCAAAGUCUUGCAUCAAAGAAAGAGUUUUUUAUUAUAGAGAUAGAAUAUGUAUUAUGAGUGCUUAAACAUGUAGGGAGGAACAAAGGAGGAGGGGUUUGCCAAAGAGCAGAGAAAUCUCAUCUGGUUAUUCAAAAACAAAAAUAUUAAACAAAAGAAGAAAAAAAAAGAAACAAGUAUAUAAUAAGAGCAUGAGUGAUUUUAAAAGUAACCGAGCGCUACUCGUGUCAGGUUUCACCUGUUUCUCAUUGGUCGGGAACAGUAACACUUUUAUUAAUGGUCAAUAUCCAGGCCGAGAUGAAGUGUUAGAUGGAACUUAGCCUGCUAAAAGGUAGUAUAAAAAUUAAAAUAGUAAUAAUAACAAUAAUAACAAUAAUAAUGAUGAUGAUGAUGGUGAUGAUGGUAAUAGUGAUAAUAGUAGAGUGAAAAAACAGCCGGAUGUCACGCGAGAAUAUCUAUUAGUUAACUACGCAGAUUCGUAAUGAGUCUAUGUUUUGUUUACUCUGAUAUUCAAUUUCCCGAGCUUGUUCUGCUCGCACUUGAUGCAGCUACAUUUCUUUAUGAAUAACAAUGUCCGAUAAGUAAAAAAGGUAGUGGUUUAGAAGUGAUACUACCAUUGUAACAAGAUCUAAAAAUUCAUAAUAAUUUUCAGAGUUAAAGAAAUUAUCAAAGGAAUUGAAAAACAAGUUUGAUUGACGGAGUAAACAUGCAUUGCUCAAUGAAGAAAUUAAAACUGAACUGAUAAAGAAAAUUUCCUUGGAAGCGAGCUUCUUUAGAAGAGAGAGUGAGGAACGUAUAUGGCAUUUCUAGAAUAAAAAUUAUUACUGAUGUAAAUAUAUGUAAUAAGUAAUUUACAUUUAAACUCAAUAAAUCGAUAUCUUAGCCGCA
Molecule: messenger RNA, 2629 nt
Organism: Pocillopora damicornis (cauliflower coral)
Lineage: Eukaryota; Metazoa; Cnidaria; Anthozoa; Scleractinia; Pocilloporidae
Product: histamine H2 receptor
Biological process (GO): G protein-coupled receptor signaling pathway
Cellular component (GO): membrane
Molecular function (GO): G protein-coupled receptor activity
Source: RefSeq, a predicted model, not a curated record